GAUAAUACACUGUAGUACAGCACAGACGAAGCUUGCAGUUCAUAUAUAAAAGGAGGUGGGACUAAUCAAAUGUUCUCUUCAAUUGUUAUCAGCAAGGCAGUACGAAGAGAGUGUACUUCAUCCAGCUGCGAAGAAGACGGCAAAUUGUGAGUGAAUGUGAAGCACCUAGACUCAAUUGGACAGAUCGACUGUGAUUCUGUCGGGGCUGUGAUGUGGAAAUGUGAUUGAGAGCUUGCGAAUAAAUUUGUGAAAUCAGUUCACCGUUGGACGAAGUAGUAUUCUGCUGUAGUGUAGUGCGGUUUCGCGGGUUCUGUAGUGAUAGGGAAAGUCUAGCAAUGGAUGUAGUGUAUACCUCGGAUAGCUGCGACAGUGAUUCGCGCGAACAGAAAACUGCCGACUUUGGGCAUGCCAAUAAGCGCCAUCUGGACGAGGAUUUGCUGCGCAUGUGCAAAACCAAGAAGCUGGCCAAAGACAUCGAAACGUUGCUCCUAAAUCACAACAGCCUCUCGAUCGUACCGGCAUCCAUCGGUGAAUUCGAGAACCUACGUGUGCUGGACCUUAGCAACAAUAGCCUGGAGCAGAUACCGGAAGCGAUAACGCAACAGUGUCAGCUGACGACGUUAAUUGCCAAAAAUAAUCUGCUUACCAAUAAAUCGCUACCCAAGACGCUGCGAUCGUCGCAUGGAGGUGGCUUGAAGGAACUCAACUUGAGUGGAAAUCGCUUCACGCACUUCCCCGAACAGGUGAUCGAACUCAAGUCGCUGAAGUAUCUCUACCUAGGAGGCAAUCAGAUCACCAAUGUUUCGAAGGACAUCUGGAAGCUGCACAACUUGCAGCUUCUUUCGCUGGGCGGGAACCUGAUCACGGAGAUCCCGGACACCGUCGGACUGCUCAAUAAUCUCCACGCUCUCGUACUCUGUGAUAACCUGAUCGAGGCGCUGCCGAGCUCGAUCGCUCGUCUGGUGCAUCUCAAGUCGCUGCUUUUGCACAAAAAUUGUCUCAAACAUCUGCCACGUGAAAUCAUUACGCUGAAAAAUCUAACCGAGCUCAGUCUACGUGACAACCCGCUGGUCGUGCGUUUCGUAAAGGAUAUGACCCUUAAUCCACCCACCCUGCUGGAACUGGCCGCCCGUUCAGCGAAAAUCGCUUCAAUACCCUACGGUCCGGAGGAUCUGCCUCGGUCACUGAUUGACUACCUGCAGACGGCCAACUGCUGUGUUAAUCCCAACUGCCAAGGAGUAUUCUUCGACAACCGUGUGGAGCACAUCAAAUUUGUCGACUUUUGCGGCAAAUAUCGUAUUCCUCUGCUGCAGUAUUUGUGCUCCUCCAAAUGCAUCAAUGACACCAAAUCGACGGAUGUUUACGGUGAGCCCAGCAGCAGCAUGAUGCGGAAGGUAUUGCUCGGGUGAUUUUGGUCAACACGUCUUCUUUGUUAAUAUCGCAGCGACGACGAGGGUUUGUAUUCUGUCUCUCGUUGUCUCUUGCUUGUUUAUGUGGUCCUAUCCAUGGUGGGUAUAGCAGCUUUGUCACUAUAUGGACGGGAAGAUCGCGGGGGGAAAGUGCGGUUUUAGAGCAAAUUGUAAACAAACUCGGUCGCUGUCCCAUACAAAAAACCAACAUGGCUGAAUCAUGAAUUUGACACACUAGAACACCUAUAUGUAGUCACCUUGGUCCUAUCCUCUAUCAUUAGGUAUAUAUGUAGAAGGUUUACCUUAACGAAGCCGGAUACAAAUAUUGUAAAACAAUAUUACAAAGCAAACUAUUUACAAAUCCACAUCGGCAAUCUAUAGAAGUUGACGCUCUAUGCUUCAAGAACGUUUUUUUUUUAAUUUUCUACAUUGUGAUCUGCUCUUAGAGCAUUCGAACUCCAGUUCGAUUUUAAACACUAUCUACUAGCGAAAUAGAGUGAAAUACAUUGUGC
Molecule: messenger RNA, 1921 nt
Organism: Ochlerotatus camptorhynchus
Lineage: Eukaryota; Metazoa; Arthropoda; Insecta; Diptera; Culicidae
Product: leucine-rich repeat-containing protein 58
Exons: 5
Coding region: 336-1409 (357 amino acids)
Molecular function (GO): protein binding
Source: RefSeq, a predicted model, not a curated record